GAAGUUAUUUAAAAUAUGAUUUCGGUAAAAGUUUUAAUGGUUUGUGUUUUAUCGGGAGGUUUAUUUGGAUUCCAAAUAUUAUUAGCUGAUGGAAUUCCGAUGCAAUGUACAGAAAGUCCUUCAACAAUGGAUCUUAAGGAAGUCAUGGAUAUUUGCAAUGCCAGUUUUUCAAUACCAAUGGAAUAUUUAACUGAAUUCAACACCACUGGAGUACUUCCUGACGAAGUUGAUAAAACUGGAAUGUGUUACAUUCGAUGUGCUUUUGAAAAAUUAGGCCUAAUCAAAGAUUGGAUAAUAGAUAAACCACUUUUACAAAAAACAAUGUGGCCAGCUACUGGAGAUUCAGUUGAAGUUUGCGAAAAAGAAGGAAAAAGUGAGCCAAACGCAUGUGUAAGAACUUAUGCAAUAGCAAAAUGCCUUAUGAUUCGAGCAAUUGUUGAUGCCAGAGACAAGCAAGUGGUUUAGAUAGACGCAAUUGUAGUGAAACUAGAACCACUAUUUUUUUCGAUUAUAAUUUGAGAAAUUGAAAAAUAAAUCCAGCAAGAAAUAAAAAAAAAA
This is a messenger RNA of Eupeodes corollae, 558 nucleotides long. It is a transcript of the gene Obp84a, whose product is annotated as general odorant-binding protein 84a. NCBI's taxonomy places the organism in Eukaryota, Metazoa, Arthropoda, Insecta, Diptera, Syrphidae. The transcript is spliced from 4 exons. The record is from RefSeq and is a predicted model, not a curated record. Bases 16 to 465 code for a protein of 149 amino acids. Gene Ontology annotation, molecular function: odorant binding.